Molecule: messenger RNA, 428 nt
Organism: Prorocentrum cordatum
Lineage: Eukaryota; Dinophyceae; Prorocentrales; Prorocentraceae
Source: the annotation of a GenBank genome assembly
AUGCCAGCUCGGAAGGGCGUCAUCUUCAAGGCCCACCGCGAACCAGCCUCUGUCAACACGUCGACGCGGACCAAAGGCCGCACGUACUCGGCCUGCUCAGACUCGGUGCAGCUGCAGAAGCUCAACUCUGAGCUGGCUGCCACCAACCGCCAGCUGGCCAAGGCGGUCAGCGGCAACUCCGACCCGAACCUGCUCGUUGCCAGGGAGGUCCAUCAACAGGAGCAGAGCGAGCUCAUGACAAAGCUCGUAGCAAGCAGGCCCUCGGGCCUAAGGCUGCGGGAGAUGGGCGAGCAGAUCACGAAACAACAGAAGUUGCGCGACGCCCAGCGCAAGAAGCUGCAGGUCAUCGAGGAGCGGCUGGCGCAACUGCAGGAGCGGGAGGCGCAGGCCACUAGCCAGCUCGCGGAGCUAGACCAGCAGACGUUGGA